Molecule: messenger RNA, 3060 nt
Organism: Anopheles cruzii
Lineage: Eukaryota; Metazoa; Arthropoda; Insecta; Diptera; Culicidae
Product: VPS35 endosomal protein sorting factor-like
Exons: 8
Coding region: 79-3060 (993 amino acids)
Biological process (GO): endocytic recycling
Cellular component (GO): endosome
Source: RefSeq, a predicted model, not a curated record
AUUAGAAAACAAACAUUUCGUCUCUGCACUUUACCUUUACCUCAGCAGCUUCGUCCUGAUACAGUUCACAACCGCAGGAUGUCCGCAGAAUGGAUCUGUGUACGCCGUCGACAGGACGAGUGCCGCCGUUAUCUCGAUCAGUUCAAAGUUUUUGACCAUCCACUAAAACAGUCCACGAUAACGGUUCUGGAAUGUCGCGGCACGAGGAAUAAAACACCACUAGCUGGCACCAAUGGCACCGUAAUGGUGGGACCGACAGCGGCCACACUGUCACUUGAUCCGCUCAGUCUCGCCUUCGACGGUUCGGAUCCGCUGAGCCAGUUCGCGAAGCAGCAGGAAACUUCGCUGGGCAAAGACCCACUCUCGCGGAUGGUGGCCGAGAUGGAAGAUCUAACGGUCGCGUCGGUACCGACCGUGCCGGGUGGGGCGGGCAAGCCGGCGAAGGAACCGACCAACUUGCUGGAAAUGGAACUGAUCGAACCGUGGGCCGCUCGCCGGGGGGCGAUCCUCAACCGGUACACCACCUCCGAGAAGUUGUCGAUCGUGACGAGCUUUCUGACCGGCGGUGAAACCAUCAAACCGCAGACGACAAUGUCGGAGAAGGUCAAACAUCGGCUAGAACAGUUGGAUGACUUCGAGGAGGGUUCCGUGCGCCAGAUGCUCGAUCUGUCCCAGCAGGAGUACGUGGUGAAGAUCGAGCAGCUGAACCACGAGCUGGUGCAGGCGUGGAAUCAGGAUCAGCGCGUGAAAGCGCUCAAGAUUGCGAUCCAGUGCUCGAAGCUGCUCUCCGACACGUCCGUCAUCCCGUUCUACCCGUCCAAGUUUGUCCUGAUCACCGACAUUCUCGACAUCUUCGGUCGGCUCGUGUACGAACGGUUGCGCACCAAGGCCGAGUACGUGCACCCGGGGACGCGCGAAGCAACCUCCCUGCCCGAAAGCUUCACCCCGGAAAUGGUGCCCGAGUCGGCCAAGGAGACCUGCGCCAAUUGGUUCUACAAAAUCGCUUCGAUCCGCGAACUGUUGCCCCGGCUGUACGUGGAGAUUGCCAUCCUGCGGUGCUACAGCUUUCUGGCCCGGGACGAGUUCAGUCAGGCGUUGCGCCGGCUCACGAAAAUGAUACGCGGCAUCGGCGAUCCGCUGGUGGCGAUCUACGCCCGGUGCUACCUGUGCCGCGUCGGCAUGGGACUUACGCUCGAUCGGACGUACAUACGCGAAAACCUGGACGACGUGCUGACGGUCUACCACACGAUCUUCAACGGUGGAAUCCGCUCGGAGAUCGCACGGCAUCGCGUCACGCUGAACGGUUACAUUGCUCUGUACCUGCCGGCACUCGAUUGGAUCCUGCAGGGUGUCACGAUCCUGACCACCGACGGCGAGCUGGACGAAAUUAUGCAGCGGUGCAAGGAGAAACGCAAUCCGGCCCUCUUACUCCAAUCGAUGCUGCAGUCGUUCCGCUCGGAAUUUAUCGCCGUGCGGGCCGCACAGCUGGUGCAAACGCUGUCGGCCGUGUCGGAGGAGGGCCUUUCGCGGGGUCAACUGUUGCGGUUGUUGGGCAGCAUUCUCGGCCACACUCCGCCACCGGCCGAACAGCGAGCGACGGUGCUGGCGAACGCCUGGAAAACGAUCAGCAGCAUGGGCAGCGUCGAGGAGUACAUUCAGUGCGCGGAAAUGUGGGCCCAGUACACGAGCCAACACUUUGGACUGCGAGAAAUCGACUCGUUCAUGGGUGACAUCCUACAGCAUAUGGCCCCGAACCGAGCCUAUGAACAGCACUACCACGAGCUGCAAGUGAUCGUCGACAAGAUCGUCUCCAAUGCACAGGACAUUCACGGCAUCAUGGCGCUGGACAACUUUCUUCCCCUACUCGAUCUGUUCCAAAAAGAGUCGAUCAAGCUGGAGGUUUGCAAGAACAUCCUUACGAGCUACCGAAACGCAUCGGCCAGCGAUACGAUGAUCAUCAAUGAUCCGGUCGUGACCAACGCGCUCAUGCACAUCAGCCGAGUGUUGAAUGAUUCCGUAAAUGCCCUCACAGGGGAUGAUGAACGGCGUCAGAUAAGCGGCCUGAUUUGUCACUUCGUCCGGAAGGUCGACUUUGGGCGUGACUUUGAGCAGCAGCUGGCAUUCUACGUUGAGGCCCGUUCGGUUCUUUCCAACCUGGAUUCGGCCUUGUCCACGCUCAUCCAUUCCGUCAACCGGUUGGCGACGAGCACACGCCGCAUCGUGCGGGGUCAGCACACACAGAAAACGGGUGCGUUCGUGAAGGCGUGUGCCGCGUACUGCUUCAUCACGAUUCCGUCCAUCAUCGACGUGCGGACGCGCAUGGAGCUGUACCUGCAGUCGGGCCAGGUGGCGCUGCUUAACGUGUGCCUCCAGCAGGCCGAUUCGUGCUUCGAAGCGGCCCUCAAUCUCAUUCUCGAAGUACCGCGCGCGAUGGAAAUCGACGGAAAGAUGCAAUCGAGUGAUGCAUUCCUCAAGACGUACGUCGUUAACUUUCUUUCCACGCUCGUCAUCGUACCGGACAAUCCGACGCAGGGUGUACUGUAUUUGCUCCGGCUGUUGCUUGACGUGGUGCCGAACUAUCCGUUCGAAGGAAGCCCGUCUACGACGCUGUCCAGCAUCUAUCUGCACGUGCUCGACUUCCUGUCCGUCGCUGCCCAGGAAGUGUAUCCGUACCACAUCGUGAACGUAAUCUCGAACGACGAACUGUACGGUUCCGAUCCGAAGUUUAUUGCCGAAGUGAACGAGCUGUGCUGUUCGGUGUGCGAUAAGCUGCUCCAGCAGCUGAAGGCACUCCUGGACGCGAACGCGCACCGCGCUCAGGCUCAGCUCGCCCUCGACCUGUUUCUGAAGAUUAUCACCGGGGCCGAUCUGACGGUGGAUAAAAUGUUCACCCUGGCGUACAAUCUGUGGAACCUGACGGUCAAAAAUAGACAGGUUCUCGACGGCAAGCAGCUGCAAACCGUGCUUUCGUACACGGAACACUUGGCGGAGGUCACACAGGUCGAAACACAGCACCAGUGUUUGAUAGCGUUGUUGGAAAAAAUGAAAUCACGGCUGUAG